This is a messenger RNA of Lachancea meyersii CBS 8951, 1350 nucleotides long. The record is from the annotation of a GenBank genome assembly. Lineage: Eukaryota; Fungi; Ascomycota; Saccharomycetes; Saccharomycetales; Saccharomycetaceae.
AUGAGAGAAAUUAUACACAUUUCAACGGGCCAAUGCGGUAACCAAAUUGGUGCGGCCUUCUGGGAGACUAUUUGUGGCGAGCACGGACUCGAUUUUAACGGUAACUAUAACGGAUUAGACGAUAUCCAAAAAGCGCGUUUGAACGUGUAUUUCAACGAAGCAUCGUCGGGGAAAUGGGUGCCCCGGUCUGUAAAUGUGGAUUUGGAGCCAGGCACCAUCGACGCAGUUCGCAACUCGCGGAUCGGCAAUCUUUUUAGACCCGACAACCAUAUUUUUGGACAAUCGUCUGCUGGUAACGUGUGGGCCAAGGGCCACUACACAGAGGGUGCAGAGCUUGUGGACUCUGUGAUGGACGUGGUGCGUCGCGAAGCAGAAGGCUGCGACUCGCUCCAAGGUUUCCAGAUCACACACUCGCUUGGAGGUGGCACCGGGUCCGGUAUGGGCACAUUGCUGAUCUCCAAGAUCCGUGAGGAAUUCCCAGACCGUAUGAUGGCCACGUUCUCGGUUGUGCCCUCCCCCAAGACCUCCGAUACGGUUGUGGAGCCCUACAAUGCCACUCUAUCCGUGCACCAGCUGGUCGAGCAUUCCGACGAGACCUUCUGCAUCGAUAACGAAGCACUUUACGAUAUUUGCCAGAGAACCUUGAAACUGAGCCAGCCUUCUUACAACGACCUAAAUCAUCUGGUAUCGUCUGUGAUGUCUGGUGUCACCACUUCCUUGCGUUACCCAGGCCAGUUGAACUCCGAUUUGAGAAAACUGGCCGUCAACUUGGUCCCAUUCCCCCGCUUGCAUUUCUUUAUGGUCGGCUACGCUCCACUAACCUCUAUUGGGUCCCAAUCCUUCAGAUCUUUGACCGUUCCAGAGCUUACGCAACAAAUGUUCGAUGCCAAGAAUAUGAUGGCUGCUUCGGACCCAAGAAACGGUAGGUACUUGACCGUGGCAGCUUUCUUCAGAGGUAAAGUCUCUGUCAAGGAAGUUGAAGAUGAAAUGCACAAAGUGCAGACUCGUAACUCUUCGUAUUUCGUGGAGUGGAUUCCAAACAACGUGCAGACCGCCGUGUGUUCCGUAGCGCCCAAGGACCUCGACAUGGCCGCUACUUUCAUUGGUAACUCUACAUCGAUUCAAGAGCUGUUCAAGAGAGUUGGGGACCAAUUCGGUGCCAUGUUCAGAAGAAAGGCCUUUUUGCAUUGGUACACCAGUGAAGGUAUGGAGGAAAUUGAAUUUUCCGAAGCUGAGUCUAACAUGAACGACUUGGUCAGCGAAUAUCAACAAUACCAGGAAGCCACGGUAGAAGAUGACGAGGAGCUAGAUUAUGCCGACGAGCAACCUAUGCCCGAGAACUUCGAGUAA